This is a messenger RNA of Rhizophagus irregularis DAOM 181602=DAOM 197198, 867 nucleotides long. RefSeq lists its product as uncharacterized. The record is from RefSeq and is a predicted model, not a curated record. NCBI's taxonomy places the organism in Eukaryota, Fungi, Glomeromycota, Glomeromycetes, Glomerales, Glomeraceae.
AUGGGCCUCUUAAUGUAUCAAACUAUGGAAGAAAUUGCAUUUCCAUCAGUUCAAGAAUUCAAAGCAUUUAAUCCGUCCAAACUCUGUUUAUUCUUAAAAAAUAAAUUUAAAGAUGAAAUAGAAACUUUUCAUUACUUUGAAAUUCUCGAACAAGAGAAAGUUAGUGGUAAAAGCUUUAUGCUAUUAACAAGAGAACACAUACAGGGCCCUCCAUACGAUUUUCCUCUUGGGUCUAUUUUAUUAAUCGAAGAGUUAAUCAGAAAACUCAAAAGUCAGGAAGAAAAAUUUUCCCCUUAUUUUGAAAUUCUUAAACAACAAGUAAUUAAUGGCAAGAACUUCAAGUUAUUAACUAAACGACAACUCGAAGACGCUCCAUUCAAGUUUCCUGUUGGGACAAUUUUGCUGAUCGAGGAUUUAAUCGAAAAACUUAAAAGUUUAGAAGAGUUUAUUAAAUGGCUGCCAAAUUUUCAUGUUCGAUAUAAUGGAAUAACGAAGAAAUCUAACAACUGUAAAAGAUAUCGAAUAGUAAGGCGUGGGGGUAUAGAAACCUCUAUGGAAAAAAUGAAUAUAACAGAAAAUUUAGCUCAUUCCAAAUUAAACGAUAACGGAUUACUUCGAAGAUUAUUCAAAUGCAUAGCCGAGGCUCAUGAAUUCUCGUAUAAGGCGAUUGCCGACGAUAUAAGGUCAACAAACCACUCUAUCAGUGAAACCACAGUAGGAAAGUUUUAUCGUGGUGAAUCUGAACUUACUCUGGGUAAUAAAUUAGCUGUUCAGAAGUGGGUAGGAAAAUUUAUAGACGAAUGGAAAAGGGAUAAUCAAAGUGUAACAAUUUUGGUCAAAUUGGAUACUACAAAAAGCACGAAGUAA